AUGCCAAUCGACGUCCAGCCCAUCGUGGCAGCCGAUCUCCGGCGCUGCGCCGAAAUCGAGCACGACGCGUUCGCAGAAAGCCCAUCCUAUCCUGUGCUGUUUCCCGGGCCCUUGCCAGACGAUCCCUUGGCCCUCCGAGUCGAGGGCCUGGAGAAGGAGCUUCGGGAGGAUCCGACCGUGCGCAUCCUCAAGGCUGUGGACACAGAGCUUCAAGGCGACGAGGCGAUUGUGGCAUGGGCCAAGUUCAACAGUUAUCCGGAGGGACUGCCGGUGCCCAAGCCACGUGUACCACCGCCAGGAUCCAACGCUGAGGCGUGCACAGCAUUGUUUGUUGGCAUAGACAAGAUGCGGGAGCGUUUGAUGACAGGCAAGCCGUGUGUCUACUGGCUGUCAGACUGGCGCAACAACGACUGA
Molecule: messenger RNA, 414 nt
Organism: Colletotrichum chrysophilum
Lineage: Eukaryota; Fungi; Ascomycota; Sordariomycetes; Glomerellales; Glomerellaceae
Exons: 2
Coding region: 1-414 (137 amino acids)
Source: RefSeq, a predicted model, not a curated record